AUUUUAGAUGUGAUGUGUUUUAAUAGAAAAGGAAAUGGCAGAUUUGUUCGUUUUUUUCUGUAACGUGUACAACGCAGAUGAUCCCUUGCGCGAAAACAGUGUGACAAGUAGCGACAUAGCCCAACAUUAAAAUGAAAAUAAUCACGUUGUAUAUGUAUCGCUUAAUGCUAAAGUCAGUGUGAAAUAACAAAGAAAAAUAUACAUGGCCAACUCAGAGAGGGCAGAAAAAGAAGGGUACGAGACAGAUAAAACGAAUGGCGGCUUCAGUCCGGGCCGCAGCCUAAUAGAUGCUUACAGAUUUAACAAGCGAACAAAAUGCUGUGAAUAUCUCUCCGUUCAAGAAUAACAGGCGACCGAAACAAAUAUGACAUCCAGUUAUAAGUGGGAGAAGGAGCAGAAGAGGAGACUCCAGAAUUUUCUUUCUGACCUGGCUAUGCUGGGCUCCUUACAGGGUUUUCGCUAUUUUCAGCCUUGGCUGAGAGGGAGAGAGGAGCUGUUGCUCACCAUAGUAAAUGAGGAUCUGGGAUGGCACUCCCCAGGGUUCCCAGUUUCCAUGGCAUCGUCCUUCAGCAGUACCACUGCAGGCAGCAGCAGCAGCAGUGAUGUCAGCUCUCCACUCUCUGGAGUCCAGCCCACACAGGGACCACCACAGCAGGCUAGCAGUAGCAAUGAAGCCCAUCUACUUCCAGCUUCUCCCAGUGAGAGGGAGAUAGCUGUGCCUGAAAUAAACUGCACCCUUUUCCUAUUGGCUGGCUAUGCAAAGUAUGGCAGACCCUAUGCCUGGAUUCGGUCUAAUCACGAGCGCCUGGUGAAUAUUGGAGGAACGGACUCCAUGGUUAGAGACACACCCAUGAAACUCAAGUCAAUCACAGACUGGGGCUCACAAGGGACAAGGGUGUGGGAUGUAGUGAGUGAACUAGUGGGUCUGUGUACCAUUCCUCCUCCUGCCAAUCCCUUUUCCCUGGACAUGCGCUACCUUCAAACGCUUCCCCUCUCAGAGCGAUUCCUGGUCUCUGGGGCGCUCAUUAACUUCAUGGAUAUGCUUGUUGUCCAAUGCAGCCAGGAGGAACCAUUCUACAGCAAGGUUGUGGAGGAGGUGGACUCCCUGAGGCGUCUCCAUGUACAGGCCCUCUGGGAGGUGCAGCGCCUACGAAGCCAAGCUCUGACUGUGGAGCAGGGUCCGUCAGAACAACAGUGAUAGAGGCGAGACCACAGACCCUCUGGGAGUUACUGGAAACGCUGGGUGGAUCACAAAUUAGGGCUUUUAGACUCCAGCAGCAGCUCCUUUAACAAUGGUGAUUGAGUUUGUAAGAAUACUAACAUCAUUGCUUCUCUCUCUCUCUCCCCCCCCCCCUCUCUCUUCUCUCUCUCUCCCCCCCCCCUCUC
Messenger RNA from Anguilla anguilla (European eel), 1386 nucleotides. RefSeq lists its product as uncharacterized. The transcript is spliced from 8 exons. The record is from RefSeq and is a predicted model, not a curated record. The coding region runs from base 365 to 1198 and encodes 277 amino acids. NCBI's taxonomy places the organism in Eukaryota, Metazoa, Chordata, Actinopteri, Anguilliformes, Anguillidae.